GCGCCCAAAAGUCCAGUCCGCCUUCUUGGACUGACGCGGGUGGAGUCAGGUUGUCGCCGACUUUUCCUUGAACCACAUCCCUGCGCUUGCUUGUAUGCUGAGAGCGAGCCUCGUGACAGCAUUACAAUCCCCGCCUGUCACCACGCAGUCGCUGCUCGCAAUCUUGAGGAAUCUUGGUCUUCAUUCCGCAGCAUCAGCCUCCCCUCUUCACCCGCGCCCAUUCAGCAGCAUGCCCGACCUCUCAGGCGCACCUCCCACCCUUGGCUCUUCCAAAGGAGGGGGCAACUUCCAAUCUCAGCGAGGAGGACGAGGACGAUUUGAUCCUACUGGCAGAGGAGGGCGAGGCGGUGGUGACGGUGGUGGUGGCGGACGAGGCAGGGGAGGCGGUGGCGGUAGAGGCGGUGGCUAUCGACCUCAACGAGGAGGACGCGGAGGCGGCGGCGGCAGUGGUGGUGGCAGGGAUGCCGGCCCCUCGUCAGCAUCAGAGAAAAAUGUGCAGCAUCCAGGUCAUAUCCCCGGAUCGAUCGCAUCACGUCCCUUGAACGGCGUCUUCGCCAUUGACAAGCCUAGUGGACCGCCUUGCAUGGACCUCCUCGAGGUCCUCAAAGACCUCUUCGCACACUCUCCGCUCUUUCGCAACCCGAACGGCUCCAUUCCGGAGGGGCAUGGCGGCAAAGCUUGGCGACCGCAAGACAAGCGUUGGCGCAAUAAAGCUGCACCUCCCAAAGUGGGUCAGGGAGGUACCCUCGACCCCUUGGCUAGCGGUGUGCUGGUCAUCGGUGUGGGUACGGGAACAAAGGCGCUACAGGGCUUCUUGGAUUGCGCAAAGACGUACGAAACGGUUGGCCUUCUUGGCGCGAGCACCACCUCGUACGACUCACAGGACCCAAUCAUGCUGCGCAAGCCCCACUCUCACGUUACCUCGGACAUGAUCACCUCGUUCCUCCCCUACUUCACCGGUCCGCUCCUCCAAUACCCGCCCCUCUUCUCCGCAGUAAAGAUGGACGGAAAACGCCUCAUGGACUAUGCGAGGCAGAACCUCCCCUUGCCCCGACCUAUCGAUCCCAGGGAGAUUGAAGUGGUCAGGCUGGAGUUGCAGAAUUGGCACGAUGCAGGGCAGCAUUCGUGGAAGUGGCCCGAGAAGGAGAUCCCCGAAGAGGACAAGAAGUUGAUUGGCAGGGUCAAGGAGUUGGCGGGCCAGAAGGAGGGAGAGACAGAGACUGUGUACAACAAGGGCGAAGAGGCGGAGAAGGCGACAAAGGAGGCCGAAGCCGCUGCCCACGCCACAGAGGGCCAGAGUGAGGUCGCUGCGGACCCUGCUGUCUCCGAGGACCAGGCCGCUGCUGCGACCACGGCAGCGGAGGAUGCAGCCGCCUCCAAGUCAGUGGAUCCUGCCGCCUUCAGGCUUCGCAUGACAGUCUCCUCUGGCACGUACGUGCGGUCCAUUGUGCAUGACGUUGGGCUUGCUUGCUCGAGUGCGGCGCAUGUCGUGGAGCUCAGGCGCACGAGGCAAGGAGAGUGGGUGACGACGGAUGACAAGAAUGAUGACGAGUCGGCUGCGGCACCGAUCGAGGGCGACCAGACCAUGGAGGGAGGAGCAGCGGUUGAGGCUGGUCAGGGAGACGCUUCAACAUCAGAGGCGAAGACGCAGGGCGAAGCAUCAGCUGAAGCGCCAGCAGCGACUGGCGGGCUCGACCUCGAGCUCCGCGACGACUUCCUCAUGGGCGCAGAGGAGCCCACCACAACCGCAGCCCCGGAGGCGGCCGCCGCCAGUACAUCAAACAGUGCACCUGUCGCAGCUUCAGAAGAGACACCUCGUGAAGGAACGGCUCUCUGCCUCCCCUGGUCCCUCUUCGCCGACGCUCAUGCUGAGCAGCAGCGCGUUUUGGCAGAUGUCAAGGACGUGAAUAGCGUCAAGCUCAGAGGGGAGGAUGGGACUGAGUUGAAGGUGUGGGAGAAGGAGUUGCUGAGGGUGCUCAGGCCGGUAUGAUUCGAUGAGGGGAAGUGGAUGGGUGAUAGAAGCGCUUUU
This is a messenger RNA of Jaminaea rosea, 2029 nucleotides long. RefSeq names its product pseudouridine synthase. The transcript has 2 exons. Bases 95 to 1990 code for a protein of 631 amino acids. Gene Ontology annotation, biological process: mRNA pseudouridine synthesis; tRNA modification. Gene Ontology annotation, cellular component: mitochondrion. NCBI's taxonomy places the organism in Eukaryota, Fungi, Basidiomycota, Exobasidiomycetes, Microstromatales. Gene Ontology annotation, molecular function: RNA binding; pseudouridine synthase activity. The record is from RefSeq and is a predicted model, not a curated record.